GCGUCUGCAGGUGGAUUUAGCAACGUACGGUUCCAAGACGAGCCCCAACUUGUGUCUUCGCGGCGGCCAAUUAAUAGCCGUCCGGCGGGCCGCAUCCGUCGGUGUCAACCGGUCGUGUUUAUUUGCGGGCGUUUUCUUUUGGCGGUUUUUCGGCAUCUCGCUUCGAUGCGUUGACCCUCGGCGGACGAGAUCCGCAGAGCGAGCAGCGCCUCAGGAUGCCUCGGGAGCGCAAGGGGGCGAAUAAAUUCAAGGACGCUGACCUCGACGGCUCGGGUGACAUGAAGCUGCAGCCGGAGAGCCCCUCCACCAAGAAGCGUCGCACGCCGGCGACUCAGGCGAGCCCGUCCGUACCCGACUUGGUUCCGCCGCCCCCGAUGACGGGCUACGGCGAGACGAUCGUGGCGUCCAAUCCUUUCGACGACUCCGUCACGUCGCAGCAACAAAGCCACCUGCACCGGCGACCGCCGCCGCCUCAGCACGCGAUGCUGCACCCCAACGUCUCGCAGGCCCAGAUGCCGCCCUCCGGCGGGCCGGGGAUGCCGCCGUCGGCGGCUAUGCACCCGAAGCCGAUGCCCGUGUCUUCGGGCAAGGUCUACCCUCCCGACCAGCCGAUGGUGUUCAACCCGCAGAACCCGAACGCGCCGCCCAUAUACCCGUGCGGCGUGUGCCACAAGGAGGUGCACGACAAUGACCAGGCUAUCUUGUGCGAGAGCGGGUGCAACUUUUGGUUCCACCGCAUCUGCACGGGCCUCACGGACGCCGCGUUUCACCUGCUCACGCAGGAAGUCUACGCCGAGUGGGUGUGCGACCGGUGUCUCUCGUCCAAGAGCAUACCGCUCGUCAAGUUCAAGCCGUGAAGUGUAGCGCGCGCGUCCUUGUUGUCGCACGUAGUGCGACAGCGAAAGCCGCCUACUCAGUGUGAUUUGUAAUGACACCGCAUUUCAGGUUGCACGUAGAGCUCUGUGUGUUACCGUGGCCGUAAACGCGAGAGGCCGGACAGGUGGGGCCAUCUGGAGGCGCAAAGGCGAUGCAGGCAAGCACGGAAUUGUUCUAGCAGAAACCUUGUGUGUUCUUCUUCUCUGUUGCUUUAAAUUAUCCGCGGAGCCGUAAUUCACGCGGCUGUAAUUAUGGUGGUUCCAAGCGUCGCAAGAUAUCCGUGCUCUUGUCAGAUAACCCGUUAUUCUGCAAACACCUUUGCACAUUCUGGAACGCUGUACACGCUAAAACUCUCUACGAGAAAAUUUAGCCUAGGGUGCACGAAGCGUUGUACUAGCGUUUGCCACCACUGCACGUGCAUUAUAAGGUAACUUUUUGGGUAUGCACGUUAUAAUUUAAAAAAUAGCGCACAUACCCAAAGCAGCACAGGCAUAAGAACCCAAUCCUUAAACUAUAUUGAACUCUGUGCAUAUCCAAGGAACACAAAGCCUGCACAUGCCAUUUUAAGUGUGCCUAAUGUAUGUUAGUCAAUGCAAAUUUUAUUGAAACAUUCUGACUGCAACAUUAUUUUGGACAUGUUUCUGCCAGCUUCUUUUAAACAAGCCACUUUUGGUCAAUGUCUAUUUUUCCCGAUUUAAAGAAGGAUAUGAUCUGGAUUAUUGAUUGCUCGGAUAUUAUCUAAAAACGUCCAAAGGAGACAAAUGUACUCGUUUUCAAAGUAGACAUUAUACGGUGAACCCUAUCAGCCAUGCUUGAAUCACAGGGCUGUUGACCCAGCUUUGCUAACAGUAUGCCUGAUUGACUACUUUCAGCUUAAUCUUUUUUGUGGAAUACGGUGUCAAAUUCAGUGAGAUCCGGUGUUAUAGCCUAAAUGGUGCACGUCAUUUUUUCAUAAUAUCUUUCUGUUGCUGAUCUUGCAAAUAGAAUUCUUUAUUGUGCAGCAACCAUCGACUUACAGUAAUUAAAAGUGCACCCGUCAUUGCUUUGCAAACAAGUAAUUUUGAAAAUUAAAGUGAAAUUUUGCGACCACUGUUUAUGGCAUCUACACCAUUCUGAGCUUGAUACAGUCAACCUAUAUCUUUGUUGCUUAAAUCUAUAGGCAAUCAACAUUUUCCAGCUUACAUGAUGGCAAGAGACACUUAGGAUUGAAUGUUUUUAUUGCUUAUGACAGGUCUGGAGUUCAGAAUUCAAAGCUGCUUGUGCAGCAUGUGUCCGACGCCUGUUAAAGAACUCCAUGUGGUUUAGAUAGGUCAAGAGCCAUGCAAGUAAUAGCUGUGUUCAGUCAUUGGAACUUAAAGUGUCGCUAAUUGUUUGAUGAUGGUUGUGUGAUUUUGCAAACAAGUUUUGCGAAAAGAAGCUAUGGUAUGCAAACUUGCACAGUUCUUCAAUCAUACAAGUUGCGAAACUCGCCAUGGGCCCCAAGUGUCAAAAUCUGGGCAUGCAGUGGACCAACUCUCGGGCUUCUGCUGAUUUUCAGCUCAUCUGUUGACCAGAAAAUUAACUGCUUACUACGAUGUCAGCACUGUUUACGGCAUAGAGCAGCUUGCGAGAAGCGCUCGUGGGGGAUGGUGCCAUGGCACUUUAGUAUUUCAGAUUGCUGCUUCCAGAUGGCAUGACAAUCUGCAGGUUUCUUUGUAGUGAACCUAAACAACAGGAAGAAAUGAAGGCACAUGUAGACAGACAGCGCUAUUCAGGAGACUUACUGAAAUGAGCUACCAACAAGCUUGCAUCACAUCUCUCGUGAAUCUGCAGGCCCCUGCAUAAGCGGCCACGGGACUGCCAAGAUUUAGGAAUGCAGCUUUGCUACUCGUAUGAUUGGAUAACUUAGAAAACACAGACACAAGAAAAGAGAUCAAGGCAAUACAAACAAUGCCUUUUUGUUAGGAUGAAUCCUUACCAAGUAGCUGAGUGUUGUGUUGUGUGGCUUGCUAACUGUUAGCAAAGUAACCACCCAACAUUCAAAGUUGAAGAUGUGGGAAAACUUGUAGGGUAAAUAUGCUGAGGAGUGGCAAAGCAUGGUGAACAUGCAUAAAAUGUAAUAUUGCAUAACUUGUAAAUCUGAAAUGUCUAUUAAUGAUACAACAUGCAAGAGGUAUAUGCUUAUACCGAAAAUAGUUGCUUAUUCGUUGUGACUUCCUUGGGAAGUAAAAUACUAUUAUUUCAAUGAAAAAGGAGAUUGUAGCAACUUCUGUUAGGUCAUCUAGUUUUGGCCGCCUUUCUGUAUUGUACAUAUAGUUCAUUUAUGCUUCAUAUUUCUUGUGUAUAAUGUGCAUGUUCUUAUUGUUCUUGCCCACUCAUUUAUGCUGCACUGUUGUGGCACAGUAUGCAUCCACGUUUAAAUAGUGAGCACUGUUGUUGAGCAUGCGUUACAUUUUGAUCAUGUCAUCUCUUGAUAUUUGGGCUCAUAUUUAUUACUUCCACAUUCUUUUUAUUUUCUCCCCCUUUUACUGAAACACACCUUCACUAAAAUUAAUUUUGUAAGUUAAUGUGGUAUUGAGAUUGUUUCAAUUUUGUAAGGCAAACAAGAGCCUCAUUAUAGAACAUUUGUGCCAAAACUGUUUUAUCAGCCCAUUAAUAUAGAUCUUCUACUGUUGAUAGCAUAAAGUUCAGUAAGUACCUAUUGUAAUUAAGUACAAUUGACCAAGUUAUCUACAAGCAUUGUUAACUCAAUUGUCACUCCACAUGAUAUAGUUAAGCUGUGCAAGAACAAAGACGAAUACACAUGCAUAAGGACAGAUGUAAGCUACUAAUUCAUCUUGUCAAUGAGUGUUUCUUAUCUCAGUGUUUGGCAUUUGCAACCAACAUUGCUUGCAACUAAAGAUGUAUAUAUGACCAUGCAGCUCGGGCGAAAGCGCUGCUGAUCCGUUUGCUCUGUCAGACUAAAAUUUGACGGUAAGGGCGACAGUGCCACAUGCUGUUUUACAAAAGUUGCAUUGGAGCGGCCUGCACUGCACUUGCAUUGGAACUAAUGAAACUCCUCACCAAUAGCUGUCGCACUUCUCUGUUCUGAGGCUGCAUUCUGAGAUGAUCACUUUUUGAGAUAUUGCCAUAGCACCGCUUUCAGAGUGCUUUGAAGUAGCUGUGUGAGUCAGGAACCACAGUGAUCUACAUUAUGCGAAGCAAGAUUGUCGUCGAAAGGGGUAGUUUCAGAACAUACCUUGUUGUAAAGUUUGUAUUUUUUCCUCAACUGCGGUUAAUGAAAUGCAAACAAAUGCUAUUGUGCACUAUGUAAAAGAUUGCCAGAGACUCUUGCAUUGUGAUUUCAGUGAUGAAAAGCAUCUGCACAUUGCAUUAGAGUAGUUUCUGUUACAGUUUGUUUGCACAUGUUUGUAUGUUUCAGCCAUGAUCUCAGGCUCCCAUGUACAGUUGCUGCCUUUUGCUUGUAUAAACUUAUUUCAAUGACCUAUU
This is a messenger RNA of Rhipicephalus microplus (southern cattle tick), 4344 nucleotides long. RefSeq lists its product as uncharacterized. The record is from RefSeq and is a predicted model, not a curated record. NCBI's taxonomy places the organism in Eukaryota, Metazoa, Arthropoda, Arachnida, Ixodida, Ixodidae.